GAGCAGAUUACUUUAAUGGAUUUUCAACAAUUCAAGAAGAUUGAGAUUCCGGAAAUACUUAGAUGGGGUAAGAAGCAGUCUGAGAAAUUAAAUCCAAACUUAACAGCUUUCACUGAGCAUUUUAAUAAUAUUUCCUACUGGAUUCGUACAUGUAUUUUGUUAGAAGAGAGACAGCAAGAUCGUGAGAAAAUAAUGGGCACAUGUAUUAAAAUAUUGAAGUGUUUGCGCCGCAUGAAUAACUUCAAUUCGUACUUGGCAAUUUUGUCAGCCCUUGAUUGUGCUUCUGUACGGCGUCUCGAUUGGCAGAAACAAUUUACAACCGCCAUUGAAGAAUUAUCUAGUCUUAUUGAUAAUACCAUGUCUUUUAAAAUUUACCGAACGGCAUUGGCCGAGGCUAAGCCUCCUUGCAUACCGUAUCUGGGUCUUAUACUCCAGGAUGUAACAUUCACUAUACUUGGAAAUCCAGAUAAAUUGCCAGAUGGUAGCAUCAAUUUUCAAGGAAGGUGGAAAUUGUACACAAUUGUCAAAGAUAUUGAAAAUUUUCAAAAUUGGUAUUAA
This is a messenger RNA of Trichoplax adhaerens, 558 nucleotides long. RefSeq lists its product as uncharacterized. The record is from RefSeq and is a predicted model, not a curated record. NCBI's taxonomy places the organism in Eukaryota, Metazoa, Placozoa, Uniplacotomia, Trichoplacea, Trichoplacidae. The transcript has 6 exons. Gene Ontology annotation, molecular function: guanyl-nucleotide exchange factor activity. The annotation marks the transcript as partial. Gene Ontology annotation, biological process: Ras protein signal transduction; positive regulation of GTPase activity. Gene Ontology annotation, cellular component: plasma membrane.